CCCGUACCCGGGCGGCCAGCUGGCGCCUGUGUCCUUGCGUCUCCGGUGUCUUCAAGGAGCAUGUCCAGCCCUCCGUCCAGAGGCCACCGUGGAUCAUGAAGGGGCCCCCGGAGACCAUGGGGAGGGGGCCAGCGGGACCCUCUGGAAGCCACAGCCGCAGAGCGAAGGCCCAGCACCUGGCCAUGCACUCACCGACUGGCUGCCAGCAAGCGGGGCCGGGGGAGGCCAAGGCCGAGCUCAGAGGCGAGACACUUGGGUGUCUGCGAGGUGCCUGUGCCGGAAGCCCAGGGAGUUGCUGUGUCACCGACGAAGCUCCGCCGCCUGGCCAGACGGCAGCGUAUCCCACAGACCUGGCCCUGCAGCUGCGGGCCGUGCGGAGGAGGAGCGGGCUGCCGGCCCCAGGCCUGCAGGAGGCCCUGCGGGCACGGCUGCGCCUGCUGGAGGGGGACAGCCGGGACGUGGCCCGCGUGCUGGGCGAGCUGUCGGCCAGGCUGCUGUCCAUCCACAGUGACCAGGACCGGAUCAUGGUGACGUUUAAGACGUUCGAGGAAAUCUGGAAGUUUUCUACCUACCACGCUCUCGGCUUCACGCACCACUGCCUGGAGAACCUGCUGGUGGGCCCGGCCUUCUGGCUGCUCCCGCCCCGCGAGGAGGAGGAGGAGACGGCCAUCCGUGUGCUGGUGGACCAGGACGCCCUGAGGGAGAUGCACGAGAGCCUCCUGGUCCAGGAAGGACGCUUUUUUGUCCUGUGUCCUGACCACCGGGUGAGAGCAACCACACGCUCAGGAAAGGACCCCCAGCCCCGCGGGCGCGCGUCGGGGGGAGACCUCCCGCCCUCCAGCUCCAGCGUGUCCUCCCAGGAGCCGGCCACCGCGCCAGCGCCAGCGCCCCUGGAGCCCUUUCACCAGUGGGCUCUGCGGGUCCCCUGGGACCCCGCCGAUGAUGCUGACUGUGGCCCCCCGGCGCCCAGCGUCCCGUGCGCGGGGCUUGGCCUGGCCUCCGCCGUGGCCGACCACCAGGGCGCAGGCCCCGAGGAGGUGUCCUUCCACAGCGGCGACGUCAUCGAAGUCCUCGGUGCCCGGGUGCCUGGCCUGCCCUGGUGCGUGGGCCGGCACGUGGCCAGCGGCCAGGUGGGCUUCGUGCCAGCCGGUCUGGUGCGCAUGCAGGAACCCACGUCGGGGUGGGAGAGCGCGGUGUUCCUGAGCGAGGAGGACCGGGCCUUCUUCGGCACCCAGAGCCACUUUUCUGAGGAGGACGCGCGGAAGCUGCUGAGCAGGAUGUCUGGCACAGACGUGGGCACCGUGUACAGCCUGGACCAGCUGGACGCCACGUGGGAGCAGCCGGAGACAGCAGAAACACAGCUUCCUCACGUGAACCUAGAGCCGUGCGAAACUCUGCAGACGAUCAAGAAUGUUCUAGAACAGUGCAAAUCCUGCCCGCCAUGUCCCGAGGAGCCAACCUCGUGGGACCCCCAGGCCUGGCCCCGCGGUGUGAGCGCGCCGGAGCCCGAGGAGCCCCCCUUCUGCCUGGAUGCAGGAGCCGACUGGGAAGACGCGGACGCUCCGGGCUCCCCACUGCGGGUGCUGAAUGCCCCUGGGCACCGGGCGUGCCCCCGCGGCCUGUGCGAGGCCUCGCUUCCAUGGCUCAGCGCGGCGCUCUGCGGCUCUGCAGACGAGGACGCGCUGGCUGAGCGCCUGGCGCGGGCCCGGGCGGCGGCCAAGAAAGCCGGUCUGGGCAUGGCCCUGGCCAGGCUCUGCUUCCUGCUGGGCCGGCUGUGUGCCCGGAGGCUCAAGCUGUCCCAGGCCCGGGUGUACUUCGAGGAGGCGCUGGGGGCCCUUGGACACAGCUUCGGAGACCUCUCCCUGACGGUGGCCGUGUACACCCACCUGGCCGCCAUUUACCUGAAGCAGAAGAACAGGCAGAAGGGUGUCCAGGUGGUUCCCAAGGCCGCGGCCCUGCUCCUGGGGACCCCCGGCCCCACGGCCAGCACGGAGGCGGAGGCCGAGCUCCUCCGGUAUGCCCUCCGCAGGGCCAUCUGCACCCGGAGUCCGCAGGCCGAGGCCCGGGCCUGCUUCCUGCUGGCCAAGCACCAUGCCCGCCUCAAGCAGGCCCACGAGGCCCUGCCCUACCUGGAGAGGCUGCUGCUGCUGCUGCCCACGCCGCCCCCCGGGGCCGCCUCCUGGCCCACCGACUGCCACCUGCUGCUGGCGGACAUCUACGGCCACAAGUGCUUGCCCCACCUGGCGCUGAGCUGCGUCCGGGCGGCCUCGCCCUGGAGCAGGGCCUCGCUGGCCGGCUGUCUGCGGAGUGCGCAGCUGGUCCUCCACAACGCGCCCGGGCUGCCCGGCCCGAGGAGGGCGGACUCCGGACUCCCCGCCCAGGCCGCCCACUACCUCCGGCAGGCGCUGGCCACCACGGCCGCGGGCCCCGGGCGGGCCCCGCGCGGCCCCCUCUGCGCCAGCCUGGCUCAGCUCCACAGCCAGCACGGGCAGCACGGCCAGGCCAUCGCGCUCAUGACGCAGGCCGUGCUGGCAGACGCUGGCUGCGGUGCCCGGCCCAUCGUGGACCGCCUGGUGUCGCUGGCCUGGUUAUGCCUGCUGCACGGGCAGAGCCCGGAGGCCCUGGGCAUCCUCCAGUCCAUCUUGGAGGCGGCGGUGGCCGGGGAGGACCAGGAGGGCGUGGUCACCAACAUGCUGGCCAUCGCCCUGCGGAGGACGGGCCGGACCCGGCGGGCGGCCGAGGGCUACUACCGCGCCCUCCGGGCCGCCCGGAGCCUGGGACAGCUGCACAACCAGGCCGUGGUGCUGGCCAACUUCGGGACCCUGUGUGCGCAGGUGGGCGCCAGCCGGCUGGCCCAGCACUACCUCCGGGAGGCCAUCGGCCUCUUCUCCCGGCUGCCCGGCCGGACGUGCGGCCGGGACUUCACCCAGGUCCUCCUGUGGAUGGGCCGUCUGUGCACCCGCGGGACCCUGGCCCAGCGUGGAAAGUGCUACUACAUGUGGGCCUUCCUGGUCGCUGUGGAGACCGGCCACCUGGAGAGCCAGCUGCAGGCUGUCCAGCAGCUCUGCCACUUCUACAGCAAGGUGGUGCCCAACGAAGCCCAGUGUGUCAUCUACCAUGAGUUCCAGCUCACACUGGCCCGCAGGGUGGCCGACAAGGCAUUGGAGGGUCAGCUCCUGGAGGCCAUCAGCCAGCUCUACCUGUCUUUGGGAACCGAGAGGGCCUACAGGUCAGCUCUGGACUACACCAAGCGGAGCCUGGGGAUCUUCAUCGACCUGCAGCGGAAGGAGAAGGAGGCGUAUGCCUGGCUGCAGGCGGGGAGGAUCUACUAUAUCCUACGCCAGAGCGAGCUGGUGGAUCUGUACAUCCAGGUGGCACAGAACACAGCCCUGUACACGGGCGACCCGCACCUGGGGCUGGCGCUGUUUGAGGCAGCCGGAGACAUCUUCUUCAACGGCAGCUGGGAGCGAGAGAAAGCUGUGUCCUUCUACAGGGACCGGGCGCUGCCGCUGGCCGUGGCGGUGGGGAAACGGGAGGCGGAGCUGCGGCUGUGUAACAAGCUGGCUGCACUGCUGGCCGCGCUGGGCACCCCCCAGGAAGGCCUGCAGUUUGCCCGUGAGGCUCUGGCCCUCAGCAUCGCCCUGGGUGACCGGCUGAACGAGCGCGUGGCGUACCACCGGCUGGCCGCCCUGCACCACCAGAUGGGCCACAGCGAGCUGGCAGAGCACUUCUACCUCAAGACCCUGUCGCUGUGCAGCUCGCCCCUGGAGUUCGAGGAGGAGACGCUGUACUACGUGAAGGUGUACCUGGUGCUCGGCGACCUCAUCUUCUACAACCUGAAGGACCCGUUUGACGCGGCCGGGUACUACCAGCUGGCCCUGGCUGCGGCUGUGGACCUGGGCCACAAGAAGGCCCAGCUGAAGAUCUACACGCGGCUGGCCACCAUCUACCACCACUUCCUCGUGGACCGCGAGAAGUCGCUCUUCUUCUACCAGAAGGCCAGGGCCUUUGCCGCCGAGCUCAGCGUGCGCAGGGCUCACCUGCUGCCUCAGCGCCUCUACAGCGGCUGCCCCUGGCUGGUCCCCGACCCACGCCCUGACCCGUGCCCCAGCCCCCGACCCCCGCCCUGA
Messenger RNA from Dipodomys spectabilis (banner-tailed kangaroo rat), 4130 nucleotides. RefSeq names its product SH3 domain and tetratricopeptide repeats 1 (gene Sh3tc1). The record is from RefSeq and is a predicted model, not a curated record. The transcript has 18 exons. Gene Ontology annotation, molecular function: protein binding. Bases 96 to 4130 code for a protein of 1344 amino acids. NCBI's taxonomy places the organism in Eukaryota, Metazoa, Chordata, Mammalia, Rodentia, Heteromyidae.